AUGAACCUGUGUCUAAGACCUCCGGAUUAGUUAGUGGUGACACCCCAUAUGUGAACUCUAGCACUUAGAGGCUGCAUUCAUGGUGAAGAGAUGUUAGGGAUUGAGAGAUUAAGCAUGCGCAUUUUUCGCAUCAAAUUGUCCUGACCCCACUGGUCGAGAGUGAGCGAUUCAUUUUCUCAUAUUCUCUGUACUCUUUAUCCCGGUGAGGACCUAGAUUGCUCGGUCUUAAUUAUGAUAUCUUGAGUUUUGUGCAUGAAGUGACUGUUUUGAAUAAGUGGUUGAGUCAAGUCUAUGUUGAUUGGUGAACAGAAGGGAGACUCUUCCUUUGCUUGAUUUUACUGCACUCGAAUGUCAUCUGUGGUGGUUGUCUAGGUUGUCAUUGAGGUUGUCCAUGUGUUAAUGAUCGAAAGCCAGUAUGAUCCACGUUUUUGUGCCGAUAUGAUAUGCCCGUAAGCAUGCUUGCUUGAAACGUUUUGAGCUUACCUUGUGUCUGACUUGGUUUGCUUGGGGACAGGCAAACGGUUAAGUGUGGGGGAAUUUGAUAACGAUGUAAUUGCACGUAUUUGCACCCCUAGUUCUUAUCCAUUUGAGGGGCAUAGUCGUGUAUUUUUUUGCCUAUUUUACGCCGGGUUGUGCUACUUUAUCAUAUUUCAGGUCCCAGGCGUCAAAGGAAAGGCUAAGCACGAGUUUCGGGGCAUUCGGAAGUCAUUUGGUCGAGCUGGAGCCAAAAUACGGGCACGCCUAAAUCAGAACACAGCAGUGUUCUAGACCGUGCUUUUACUGCCGAGACUUGAUCUGAGGUUGGAAAACACUAGCUCAAAACACGGGUAUGGCUGAGAUAGAACACAGCCGUGUCCCCCAAAAGCAGGCCCGUGUUUCUCCCAACAGGCUGGCCGUGUAAUUAACCCUUGACAAGGGCACGGGCGGGCUGGAGCAAAACACGGUCGUGCCCUCGACCGUGUUUUGCCCAGUGAUGCCCUUUUAGGUAGAUUUCAGCCAAAACAGAAGUGGAUUCGAGUUUUAGAGAGACAGAGCGAUUCCUAGAGAGAGAAAGCGACAAACAAGAGUCCCCAAGUGCCCUAGCUUGAUCUUCAUCACCAUUGGAGCUUGGCUUGAGCUUGGAGGAGUGCCGAUCAACGUCCAGGAGCAGAAAUCCAUUCUUCACAGUAUGAUUUCCGCUUCUGAAUCUGCUUGUGCUUCUUUCUCCAUGGAGUAGUUCUCCCAUUCAUCUGGGUAUGGAGAACCCUAGAUUUGUAUGUUAGGUUUGAUUGUAUGAACCCAAGUACUGAUUCUAUGAUUUGAUUAUAUUCAAUUGAGGUUUGAAUGAUUGAAUGGCAUGAAUCCUGAUCAAAUUCCUGCUGUUUCUGCUUUAACCUAGAAUGAGAAUAUCUGCCUAGGUUGAUAGAGUAUCCUUAAUUGAAGGUAGGGAGUUGGUGACUUUAGUGGAGGAGCCAACUCACUAUUCUGUACCGAAUUCACUUCGGUAGUGGAGGUUUUGUUCGUUAGGGCCUCAAUCUGUUUACUCCGGUGGAGGUUAGUCGCCCGCUAGAGACUCAGAUUGAGAGGGUCUUGAGACCUUUAGUCGAGACUUCAGACUGCAGUCUAGGGGGAACCAUAUCCGGGUGACCUCUCUUAACCUGAAAACAACCGUUUACUGCUUUGUCUGUUUGCUAGUUUAGACCUGCACUAAAGUUUCAUUGCUAACAAGAAUUCACCGAGUAGUCAUCAAAUCUAGGACCUGGGUUGACAUUAAAACCCAAACCCGCUAUACUACGCUUUAGGAAGUGGUUACACUUGGCCAAUUUCUAGAGUGACAGUAGGAGUGAGUCACCAAGAUAGAUGCCAAGCUGGAUUCUAAGUUUGAUGCACUCGAACGAAGGCUGGCCAAGAUUGCUCUGGGUAGACAAGAGGAGGUUGCUUCAUGUGAACUUUGCGAAGGUCCUCAUCAUAGGGAUAUGUGUCCACUGGGAGCUGCUUAGUUGGAAGAUGUCCAAUAUAUCAAUAAUCCGCGAAGUCAAGGCCAGGGUGGUAUGUAUUCAAAUACAUACAACCCUCAAUGGAGACAUCACCCCAAUAUGUCAUGGUCAAACAAUAAUCCAUCUGGGGUUUGAAACAUCCCACCUCCUGGUUUUCAACAGCAGCAACCUCAACCAAAGAAGAAGCCCCAGCCGGAGGAGUUGAUUUUGGCUCAUAUGCAGAAAACAGACAAUAAUUUCAAGGGUCUUGAUCAAUUUGUCCCUUAACAGCUAGCCAUCAACAAUAAUAUGCAAUCAUCUAUGCUAGCUAUGGAGAGGAAAAUAGGCCAGAUGGCUCAAAAUUUGGUAGAUAUUCAAGGUAGGAUUCCUGGGACUUUACCGGCAAAUACUGAGAGAAAUCCAAAGGAUGCCAUGGUUGUAGCAGUCACAUUGAGGAGUGGGAAGGAGUUGGAGGAUCCAAAGAGCAAGAAAAAUCCAGUAGAAAAGGAGGACAAAACAGCGGCAAAGGAAGAAAGUGCAAAAGCUGAAAAAUUUGACUUGCACAGGCAAACUGCAUGCAAUCUGCCUGUGCAUGAGCAUUCCGCCCGUGGACUUCCAAAGGUGGAAAAAUUCAAGAAUGAAGAGGUAAAGCCUUAUGAACCUAUCACACCAUUCCCUCAGAGGUUAAUGAAGCCCAUGGAAGACCCAAACUUCAAAAAAAUUGUGAAUCUCUUCAAGCAACUUCAUAUCAACAUACCACUAGCGGAGGCACUUGAACAGAUGCCUACAUAUGCUAAAUUCUUAAAGGAGUUGCUGACAAAGAAGUGCAGGUGGGCUGAUCUAGAGAAGGUAACCCUUACUUCUGAAUGUAGUGCUGUGAUUCAGAAUAAAUUACCAAAAAAGAGGGAUGAUCCGGGCAGCUUCACCAUUCCAUGUGUCAUUGGAGGUAGAGAGUUCGAUAAAUCACUUUGUGAUCUUGGAGCAGGAAUUAAUUUAAUGCCAUACUCAGUCUACAAGAAAUUGGGAUUGGGAGAUGUUCUUAAGCCUACUCGGAUCACUCUCCAAUUGGCUGAUCGAUCAGUGAAAAUUCCAAAGGGAGUGGUGGAGAAUGUAUUGGUGAAGGUGGGAAAGUUUAUUCUCCCAACAGAUUUUGUAAUUUUGGAGAUGGAAGAAGAUCGGGGAGUGCCUCUCAUUCUUGGGAAACCUUUUCUAGCAACUGGAGAUGCACUCAUCGAUGUUGGGGGAGGCAAACUGACAUUCCGAGUAGGUAAGGAGGAGGAAAUUUUUAAUGUCUUUCAAGUUGAUCAUAAUCACGAUGCAUUUGAUGACAUUGAAAGUGGAGCUCGAGAAAGGAAAAAUUCAUCACCCAAAGAACUAUUACAUGUCCUAGCUGCUCAAAGUCUGAAAUCAAAGCAAGGACAAAAAUCCUUGCUAGGUCAUCUCAAGUAUAGAUAUUUGGGCAAGGAUUUCAAUCUUCCUAUUAUUAUUCCUUGUUCACUGACAUUGAAACAGGAAGAGUACUUGCUUGAGGCGCUGCAGUACCACCUACGCCUCACUAAGGGGUCCAACAUGCAAGCUAAGAAGGUCAUGCCCAAUUUUCGCACACCUGGCCCUGAUGAGGUGACUCAUAUGUUAGAUGGAGGCUAUGCGUUCUAUCAUUGCUCGGGAGGGUAUUCUGGAUACCUUUCCAUACCCAUUGGUUGAAAGCUCCAUGAAUGUCCAGCUGAGGACGUUAAACAAGCGCUUCUUGGGAGGAAACCCAAGGUGAGUUUUCCUUUCUUUAUUUUUCUUUUUAGCUGUGUCAAACCCGUGCAUGUUUAGAUUAAGAGUUGAACAUUAGGGACAAUGUUCCAUCCUGAGAGUGGGGUGGUGAAUCUUAGUGUUGUUUGUCCCUGUUGCAUGUGGUAAAAAAAGUAAUAAAAAAUACACCUAAAAAUCAUAAAAAUUAAAAACAAAACCUUGUA
Molecule: messenger RNA, 3919 nt
Organism: Linum trigynum
Lineage: Eukaryota; Viridiplantae; Streptophyta; Magnoliopsida; Malpighiales; Linaceae
Source: the annotation of a GenBank genome assembly